AUGCAAAUCAACAAAAGAAAGGGAAAAAUGAAAAGGGACCAAACAUAUGAAGGAAGCAAAUCAACAAAAGAAAUUUGAUGCAUAGAGCACAUUUUGGGAAAAAGACAAGGACAGUCCCAAAGAGACAACCUGCUCACAAUUACUUGUUCUGUUUAUUCAAUCCCAUAUUCCAAAAGAACCACACCAAUGCCUUCCACCAACUUUACCAUAACAACCAAACCUCAACACCUCCUCUCUCUCUCUCUCUAUACACAAACACACACACAUUUUACAUGCCAUCAUUAUUCCAUUCUUUUCCUUUUCACUAGAAAAACAGAAUUCAGUGUAACAAAUUAAAAUGGCCUCUGCUUCUAAUCUUAACUCCCUGGGAAUGAGAAACACCAAUUCUUCACCAAACCACUCUUCCUCGCACAACGUUCUCAUAACCGUAACGGUUUUCGCCGUUACCGUUACUAUUUUCCUUAUUCUCUAUUUCAUCCUCCGUUACCGUUGCAUUUCCCUCCGCCGCCGUUUCUCUCCGUCAUCCUCCACAACUUCCACCUCCGGUAAUAGAGUUUCGCCGGAGAUAACUUCAUCUUCCGUCGUCGAUUCACUCCCGAUGUUCUCCUUCUCUUCUAUUACACGCCGAUCUUCCUCCGCUGCCUCCGGUGACUGCGCCGUUUGUCUGUCGAAGUUCGAGCAGCACGAUCUCCUCCGUCUCCUCCCUCUCUGCCACCACGCCUUUCAUGUAGAAUGCAUCGACACUUGGCUCCGAUCGAAUCUCACUUGUCCUCUUUGCCGAUCAGCCGUCGUUGCUUCCGAAUCGGAGCUUAUGAAGAUUUGCCAGCCAUCGUCCGCUUCUUCCGGAAACAGCUUCCGACUCGAGAUAGGGAAUGUAAGCAGCAGCCGCCGUGGAACCGCCGCAUCUAACAAUGUCGGGGAAACUGACCGGAGAUCAUACUCCGUUGGCGCGUUCGAGUAUUUUGUCGACGAGGAAGCUGAGAUUCCGUUCGGUCAAACUAAUCGGAGAAUUGUUUCCGGUGAGAAAGAUGAUGCACCGGCGAUGGCGGUGGCAGUGGAGGUUCCGGUUGUUUCUCAGGCGAAUUUGAUCGGUGAAGGUAGCUGGUUGAAGGAUUACGUUGAUAGUCUCUCGAGUUUGAUGUCGUUUAGAAAUUCUGGAAGAUUCUUCGGUGGGAGUUUUAGACGAAACGACGUCGUUGGCGUUGGAGAUUUCGAAGUUGAAACUAAUGGUUUUGGUGAAGAAAUUACAGAAAUGUUUCGAUGGAUUUCAGGUGUUUGAUUUGUAACAGUUUCAUGUAAAUAAAUAAAAAAAUAGUUAAGUCAAGAUAAAAAACAAUAGUUAGUGAGACUUUAAAAAUUAGAGAAUUUUUCUGAAAAUAUUUUGAUUUUGUGUAACAUCGUAAAUCGUAAGUAACAUGUUUGUCCAUUAAUUAGAACCUUAUCAUAGUACAGAGACUCAGAGACAUGAUUGAAUAGUUUCAAAAUCCAGCUUAA
This is a messenger RNA of Cicer arietinum (chickpea), 1494 nucleotides long. Its product is annotated as E3 ubiquitin-protein ligase ATL4-like. Gene Ontology annotation, biological process: protein ubiquitination. NCBI's taxonomy places the organism in Eukaryota, Viridiplantae, Streptophyta, Magnoliopsida, Fabales, Fabaceae. The record is from RefSeq and is a predicted model, not a curated record.